AUGCUACCCUUUUCCGUCAAGCAGCCCAUAUGUCUGUUAUGUCGACUCAAGCACAGCACACGGGCGAUCACGCCAAUUCCACGAAAACCUGCCAUCCCUCUUGAUUCGCGAUAUCUCUCCUCCGGCGCCGUUCGAAAUGCAUCGCGACCCGGCCGAAGUCCCGCAAAUGGGAAGCGUCCAUCCCGAGCUCGGAAGUCUGUUAAACGAGAGCUGCCCCCAGCUACCAGUAGCACAUUGACUGGCGAGCAGAAAAACAAAAUCAAGGCUCUGACCGAUUUUCUGCCCCUGCUGCAGGAGCACGCCCAAACCCUCGUACCGGAAAAUGCGCCAACGGUCGCAGGACUGACCCUUGAACAAGUACUGGGAAGUUUCAAGCCUAAAUCGCGGGCACUCCGCCGGACAAUACCUAUCCUCCAAGACUCAUACGCUGGGAAACCCUUCCAUACAUUGAACUCUGAUCUCAGUCGCCUCAUAUCCCUGACCCCGCGUGGGAAGACGGAUGUCAUCGACGAUGGGACGAAGAAUAUCUUGAGAGGUCUGGGUAUUCUCAAUGAUUCUGUGGUUCAAGAACCCGAAGCCAGUCCGGUCAAGGCAAAACCGGGUCGUCGAAAGGGCGCUCCUAGGGUCGAACGACCCCUCCCCAUCCUCAAAAUCCGUCGACGAAGCAGCAAAGGCCUUCCGCUAUCUCCCCGAGAAACAUCGUUGGGACAGAUGGUCACUGGUGCAGAAGAAAGAAUUUUGAGUAGACCCAAAUCUGCCGAAAAAGAAAGGAUUGCGACGCUGGAUCAGGCGCACCUAGAAGUCGCACGACUUGAUAAUUUCGCGUUGAUACCAGUGGAAGUUGAACGUUCAAAAGUGCCUACCUUAAGCCAUGACUUAUCGCGCGUCCUUUUUAACCCUGGUAUCUAUCAACUACAAGAUCCACGCUCGAGAGUAUGGAACUUUGAUCCUUACCUGGGUAACAUUAUGCCCGUGUCCGAGUUCAAUUAUGACGCCCUAAACAGGUAUAUCACAUCCUCUGAGGAUUCCCAUCUGCGAGACGUGGCUUCGAAACAUAAAAAGCGCUAUAUUGGUUCUACUUCAAGCAUGUCAGGUGUUUUGGCUCAUUUCCACUUUCUCCUUUCGGCGUGGCGUGAGUUAAACACAAACAAUCUAACUCGGGGGUUUAAAGACGAGGGAACUUCUUUCACUAAAAUUCAGAGAGGACCAACGGCCAUUUUCCUCCGAUACAAAGAUGGCGUAUAUGCUGUUGACGCGGACAAGGAGUUUGACUCAGCAAACAUCUUAAUGAGCCUCGGUCGAUCCAUGGAGAAGCUCCUGACUUUGGAUAAGGAUGACUACGAACGAUAUCGAAAGACGCACGAUGCGCAGAAAGACACCCAAAUGCAUUCGACCGAACCUGAAGCAUACCACUAUAGCGAGCUUGGGAAGUUUCUUCUGCGCUCCCAACUUGACGCGCACGAUCCCCGGCUUCCUGGUACGGGCAUGUUUGAUCUCAAAACGCGGGCAGUGGCGGCGGUCCGUAUGAUGGUCCAUAAGCACGAAACAGGCGCUGGCUAUCAAAUCAAAGAGAGAUUUGGCACCUGGGAGUCAUUUGAACGGGAAUAUUAUGAUAUGAUGCGUUCAGCCUUCCUCAAGUACUCGCUUCAAGUUCGAAUGGGUCGGAUGGACGGAAUCUUUGUCGCUUAUCAUAACACGGAACGCUUGUUCGGCUUUCAGUACAUACCACUCCCCGAGCUGGACCUGGCUUUGCACGGUCAGACCGACCAAACAUUGGGCAACCGAGAAUUUCGGCUGAGCUUCAAGCUUCUCACCGAUAUCUUCGAUCAAGCGACGGCGCGAUUCCCCGACCAGUCUCUGAGGUUCCAUUUCGAGGCGAGAGAGGCCACGCCAGUUCAGGCGCCUCAUAUGUACAUUUUCGCAGAACCGGUUUCUGAGGGAGAGAUCGCUGACAUCCAGAGUAAAAAGAAAGAGGAGAUCGAAGCCUACGAGCAGCGGAUCUUUCACUCUAAAUCGCGCCAAACACAGAUUCCUCCAGAUGACGAGUGGGAGGACGCUGCGCCCGAGGAGGAGGAGCAUGAUGACUCGCCGGAGACGGAGGCAGCGUCUGCAAAGUCCGCAGAUCAACUAGAGGCAGGGGACACUCCAACAUCCGCAUCAACAGGAGGAGAAGGUAUUGGAUCAACCCGUGGGUCGAAUGCGGCCGAUGUUGGCUUUUCGCAAAGUCUCAUGGGCGUUGACCUUUCCAUCACCGACAAGUCUGAACCGAAAAAAGAGCAGGCUAAGCCUUCCGAAUCAGCGCCAGAGCCAGCCAGUCAGAAACCCAUCCUGGCUUGGAAAUUGAACAUCCGCAACAUUGUGAACGGGCUUCCCGUCAGCCGACCUCAAAACUUGAAGCAGGAUGACAGCUGGGAAGUUCAGUAUACAUUGACACCCUUCGCCGAAGUGUCCGGACAUCGAAAUUACGUGCUGUGUAAAAACCGUCGGAAAGCGGUGCUGGAGGCACCUCAGGGUGAAGACGAAGCUGUCAGCUACUACAUCCAGCAAUUGGUCUCCAUGAGCCAGAAAGGAGCAGACUGGCGACGGAAGUUAGACGAGCUUGACGCCCAGCGGGAUAGAGUCGUUCUGUAUGGCAACCGCAUGGCUGGAGAGAAAGAUUGA
Molecule: messenger RNA, 2661 nt
Organism: Capronia epimyces CBS 606.96
Lineage: Eukaryota; Fungi; Ascomycota; Eurotiomycetes; Chaetothyriales; Herpotrichiellaceae
Exons: 1
Coding region: 1-2661 (886 amino acids)
Biological process (GO): mitochondrial RNA 5'-end processing
Cellular component (GO): mitochondrion; mitochondrial envelope
Source: RefSeq, a predicted model, not a curated record